AUGAUCCCGAUUGAUUUAUUGGUGUUUAGACCUCCUAACCCACCAUCAUAUUCUCCUCCCGAAAAUUCAAUAGAAAACCAGAUCAAUACGGAUUUGAAAUCUACAUUUUACAUUACACCAUCGUUCCUGAAUACCACAAAACCCUUCAAAUACUUUCUCAACGACGGAAAUGAGGAAUCACAGAAAUUAAGUGCGUUCUUUUGUGAAUACCCAGGAGCUCGUGCCACAAUAUUAUACUCGCACGGUAACGCAGAAGAUAUAGGCCAACUACGAAAAUGGAUGACCUAUUUGAGCAAAAUGCUGAAAUGUAACACCAUGACAUAUGAUUACCAAGGAUAUGGUUGCUCGAAUAAUACACCAACAGAAAAGCAUUUCUUCUCAGACAUUCGAUUGACAUUCAAGUUUUUAACGGACGUUUUAAACAUACCUUCUGAAGAAAUAAUAAUAUAUGGCCGAUCUAUUGGAUCAGGUCCAACUACCGAUUUACUGAAAGAAUGUGUCGAAAAUAACAUUCAAAUUAAGGGAGCAAUAUUUCAAUCACCUUUGCUAAGCGCCGUGAAAACAAGAUUUAAUUUAUUUACCGUUCCAGAUUUCUUCAUAAGUGACAUGAUGAAAAAUGAAGAAAAGAUGGCCUCAAUUAAUCAUUUGAGUUUUUUGAAGAAAAUACCUAUUCUCAUAUUUCACGGAAAGAAGGAUGUUGUGGUUCCGUACGACCACGGAUUGACACUAUUUCGAAUCGCUGUAAACAAAUUUCAGGCAAAUGAGAAAUCGUGUGCUCGUUUUAUAUCAUUACCAGAUGCAGGUCACAAUAAUUGUGAAAAUCUCUAUUUAGAAGAUAUGAUCUAUGAAAUCAAGAAAUUUAUUUUACAUCGAAAUGAGGAAGUGUUAUCGUCAGAAGGAGCAUAUUUUGAAAAGAAAUCAAUCAUGAUUCAAGAUGAUUCAACGAAAUGA
This is a messenger RNA of Naegleria fowleri, 951 nucleotides long. RefSeq lists its product as uncharacterized. The record is from RefSeq and is a predicted model, not a curated record. Lineage: Eukaryota; Heterolobosea; Eutetramitea; Acrasida; Naegleriidae. Bases 1 to 951 code for a protein of 316 amino acids. The transcript is spliced from 3 exons.